ACUUUUUUGCUAAACGUGUACGUUUACUUGACUUUACAAACUUGACUAAUAAAAUUUUAGAAUUGUCUUUAGAGAGAUUGAAUAUAGAAAAUUUGAAAUUCAAAACAUUUUCACUAUUUUAUCGUACGAGAUUUAGAUUUCAUUUCCUACCUUUAAGCCUUUAAGUCUUUUAUAUUAAAUAUGGUCUUGUACUUUUACUAACAAGCUUCGUGUCGCUUUUCUUGUGCAACUUUCCAAGCCAGUUUCACUGACGCCUACCUACGCGACCUAAACAUGCAUCUUGCACCUAGAAAUGCGCGAGUUUGCAUUCAGUCGGCAUUAGGUCAGCGUUGGUGACAUUGCGAUUCGGUUAACGAAUGUUUGAUGGAAAAUAGACUUUAAUUUUUCUUAUACAAAAUUUUUAUUCUAUUUUAUUUACAAUCGUACACAUUUUUUCCAGGAAUCUAAUAAUUUCUUCAAAAUUUACAAAUGAAAUAAUUUCGUAUAAAAUAUGUAGUAUGACGAAAGAGCAAUUUUACUUUAGUUAACAUAAAUGUUGUAACGAUUUUAAUCUUGCAGCCUUUUAAAGAUACGAAGAGAUAUUAAACACGGUUGUUAAAAAUUUUUAUUUGAAUUUUCCGCGCCAAAUUACGUUGGACCAAUCAGAUCUGAGCGUUAAACGCGCGGUGCGAAAUUCACGUGUGCGCGAAAAUAAUCGAAGGUUCGCGAUAGUGGCCGAAGGUGAAUCGCAAAGCGCAAACGAGCGCAAACGAGCGCAAACGAGCGCCCUCGCGACUCUCGCGACAGUCGCGACUCUCGCAGUCGGCCGCAGUCGGCCGGCGUGGCUCGUGGGUAUAGCUCGCAGGAACGUGAGGGCAAGAGCUAUGACGAGAAAUCGAUAAACCGUCACACAUGAAGCGUCUUUAUAUCUUUCUCGAGUCGAGCGACCAUCGAAAUUUGAAUCACGGGUAAAUAAUCAUGUCGUCGUCGUCGAGGCCCAGACGACCCAGCGUAUCGAUCUACGAUUAUCCGGAACAUCUGAAUCCGUUCAACGAUGACUCGUCCGACACGACGAAUUCUCAGCCACAAAUGCAUCGCACACUCGAGUCGCUCGGCAAAUCGUCGAAAGACUCUAAACACAAAUUCUGGACGUUUGGCAGAAGCCGAAAGAAGAGAUCAAACAGCUUCUCGAUCAAAUCGACUUGGAAUGGAUUGUUCGGAAAGCGCAAAGAAACUCCAGAAUCGAGGGAAAAUAGAUCGACGAUUACAACAGUCUCAACUACGUACAAAAGAGAGCCUUACGACAGACCGACUGCACCUCCACGAUUGUCCAAGGAUCAACAGGAAUUUGAUGAAGCCUUGGGCACUUUGACAAGAAGAAGAAAGUACACUUACGAUAAUAAUACCUCGAGGUACAGCUCGAAUUUAACGGUGAAUGGAGAUCCUGCUAGGAUUUACGAUGGAAAUCCUCAAAAUACCACAACAUCUAUCAUGAGCGUCGAUCUCACUCCGAAACCACCAGCCAGACGAUUUGGGCAGGUGAGUCCAAGACCGACGGACAAAAUACCAUCUUUGGAUUUUGAGGACAAGCGAUGCAAGCGAAAUGGUAGCAUCAGCCGCCGCGAUCAACCGGAAGAAAUCCCAAUUCCACCGAUGCGAAGAUUUGGCAAUAGAUCAUCGCAAAGGUUGAAUGGAACCACGUCGGAUAUGGAAGAAGAUUCGACUAAUCGUUCCGGCAAUGUUAAUCUGAGGGACGAGAACGAAAAUGUUCCUGAGGAUUACGUUUUCAAGAGAUUUAACCAGGACGCUGUGAGAAGAUCGAAUUUGUCCAUCAAUAGUUGUACAUCCGUUACUAGUAUGACAAGCACGUAUGGACGCAAAAAACGAAGAGCACCGCAACCGCCGAAACAGAAGGAACAAUUGGAUACUGCUCUGGAGAGCAAUUAUCCAUUUAUAACAGAAGCGAAUAAAACGGAAUCUAUACCAGAAACGAGAAAACUUGAACUCCAAAUAACCGAACCGAUCGAUAUUACCAAAGUCACGGAAAACAUUAGUGAGAUAAAAAAGACUUGUGAAGAAUUGAACGAGACAUCGCCAAGAAGAGAAGAGGAGCAGACCGAGAAUGUGUCAUCUGAUGUCAACGUUAUGAAGAAUAAUGGGGGGAAUGGAACGUGUGAUAUUUCUAAAGAUGAGUCUGACGAUGAGAAAGAAAAAAAGGAUCCUUUAGAAGAAAAAAUAACAUUUAACUGUGACGAAAGAUCAGGGAAUAUUGAGGGAACCGAGGCGAAAAUAAAUGAAAAAUUAAAUGAGGAGCGAUCUAAUAGCAUUGCUAAUGAUUUUAUCGAAAAAGAUCCCAUGAACAUAGAAUAUAGACGAACAUCUCGGGAAAAAAUUGAGAUCAUCAAAGACAUCGAUCGAGAAUCUGACGAGGUUUGUCCGAGAGAAAAAGGUUCGUUGUCGCGAAGCGACAGUUUUUCUGUGAAGGAGGAAAUUGAAAAGAUCGAGAGACAGAUCAAAGCAUUGGAAAUUAAAAAAUCUAAAGAACAAGAGGACAUCGAUGACACGAGUCACGAUGAUCCGAUAAUGAGCACCAGAUUAUCUAUCCAGGCGAAUCGCCGACACUUUUUCGAAAAUAUGGUGGACGGGCCAUCUGGUCCUAUUAAAUUGGAAUUCAAGAAAUUGCCACAUGAGCAGAAGGACAUUCAUGUGGUCAGAUUAACGGAUUCGCCAACCCCGGUUGCAGCGUCUUGUGACCCAGUGAAAGUGAUCGAAUUACACAUUUCCGAACCAAUCAGACACAAACCUGAACUCUUGGACGAGGUAAAUCCGAUACCGAAACCCAGGAGACACAGUGCGCUAAGUUUGAGAGAGACACCUGAAUCUAAAUCAAAGGACGAAAGUAAAAGCUUAAAAGACAAUGAUAAGAGAGGACAAUCCUUUUAAAAAUUUUUAAACUUUGUUCAUAUUUUUAAAUUUCUCAUUAAAAUCCUGUUGUUUUCGGCAUCGUCUACUCUCGUGUAUUGAAAGAACAUAAUGAUAUUGUGUAAUUUUGAGAAUUUAUGUAUUACAGAAUUAUUUAUUCAAAGACUGUAAAUACAUUCUACAUUGUGUCCGUUUUCUCAUUAGAUUGCAACGAUUUCAUACUAACGCAUCAAAUAUAAUUUUUCUGUAAAAAAAAAGUUGCUGCAGAGAAAACUCGAGCAUUUUUACUAUGUUACAUAAUUAUACAGUGAUAAUUAUACAUUAUCUUUAUUUCUGA
This is a messenger RNA of Solenopsis invicta (red fire ant), 3238 nucleotides long. RefSeq lists its product as uncharacterized. The coding region runs from base 958 to 2922 and encodes 654 amino acids. The transcript has 7 exons. The record is from RefSeq and is a predicted model, not a curated record. Lineage: Eukaryota; Metazoa; Arthropoda; Insecta; Hymenoptera; Formicidae.